UAAAUACUAUUACUGUUCCAUUCGUUCUGUUGGAGUGUUCGUACAACAGUGUUAUACCAAAGAGGAAUAAGAUAACUGCGAAACGCCAGGAGAACGAUCCUAAUCAAUUGGGCGACAUGUGUUAAGAGAUGGUGAAUAUUUAGUUUUACUUACUAAUUGUGAUGGAAUAGUGUUAACUAAGGUAUGUUGAAAAGUGCGGCAGACGAUUGUUUUCGAUAAAGUAGAGGAAUUCCGAUAGACGAAACCAGCCGAAGAUUGUAUCGCAGAUAUUAAGCAGGUUUCAGGAUUAACUAAAACCAUUGUUGACAGACCGUAAUGUUCGGAAACGCGUCACGCAGUCUAUUGUAGUCUUAAUAGAAAUUGUGAUCAAGUGUUUACUGUUGUCUUUUCGGACAAACGGUGUUGACUUCUCGGAUGAUUGUGGUGGGACAAAUAUUGUGAAAAUCGCACCGCAACAGUUGUAAUAAUUAAAACAAAAAACCUAAGACACACAGUUUCACCAUUGUUUGGAUUUACAUUUGUGACACAAAGAGCGCGUUGAUAGGCCUCGCCCAUCAUGCAUACACAGCCAGGAUGACAGACAGACGGACGAACACUGGACACUUGAUAGCCGUCUUGUGUCUUCUAAUAAGCUUCAUACAAGGAGUUGCGGCAUACGGUCAGGUAACCAUUCCGUCCUUUACGACCACUCCUACCAAUGUGACCGUACAGAAGGGCGCAGAGGCCGUCAUGAGGUGUGGCGUGGAAAACCUCGGCACAAAAACAGUAUCUUGGCGUAAAUUGCCCUACAAUGUGCCCAUCACAGUGGGUAACGAGCAAUUUCUCGAGCUGCAGCGUUUUAAGCUGGUUCAGCGCGUGCAGUUUGGCGAGUGGAACCUGCACAUAAAAAACGCUCAAACGUUCGACUCGGGCACGUACGAGUGCCAAGUCAGCCUGAAGGGCUCUUCCAUACGACGAAAUAUCACAUUAAAGGUCUACGAGACCAAAGGAAAACCGGUGGAACCAUCCAUAGAGAUAUCGGGCACACAGUUUGUGGAGAAGGGAACGUCCAUCUUGCUAACAUGUAACGUCACCAGUGAGGACACACCUCAGUCCAUUGACUGGUUCGUGGAAGGCAGAAAAAUACAAACAGAUUAUGCAAGACAAGUAUACAUUCACCAGCAAGUGGCGCUGGCGGAGAAUAUGUUGAGUAGCACACUAGAGAUUGAGCGUGCCCAAAUGGCGGACAUGGGCAAGUACGUAUGCCGCGCCAGCAAGGCCCUCGUCACCAGAAUCAACGUUGAUGUUCUCAAUGAGACAAACAACGAAAAGAGGGACACACCCGAAAGCAUCCAAACAAGUGCAAACACAAUGGAUGGAAGAAAUAGCUCCACACCAAACACAAACGGAAUAUAUCUGUGCUUAUUAUUAACAUGUAUAUGGAUAAUGCAAAAUCUGACUUGAUUCGUGACUUGUGUCCUUUGAACUAGUAUUAGUUGUUAUGUUUUAUAUGAUUCAUGUAAAUAUGAGGCUGCUCAAGUGAUACGGGUGACGUUCAAACUACCAAAUACAUGCAUACAUCGGCUGAAGCAGUUUUAAUAGUAUACUAUAAGUACGUCAUAAUUUGUAUGCCUUAUUGGUAAAUAGAUCAUGAUAGUUGCGAACAGGGCGUUCUCAUAUCGGCACUAUAUAUGGUAGUUUGUAAACAUGUAAACACGAUUUGCACAUUGACUGAAUAAAAAAUAUUGGUCAUUAUCUUCUUAAAAUGCUGUAAGUGUUUAACCAAAUGAACGAAGGUGUAUGCUGACACUGCUCAGACACUUAGAAAGACUGACAAUUGUGGCGUCCUGGUAUUGGUUCGAAGCCGUGUAUAGCAUACGUUUUUAUCAUUUUAUGAUUCAGAAGUUCUCUUUCAUGCAAGUUUAUCUUAUUUUACUGUACAUAUUGAAUGUAUAUUAUAUCAUCUUUUACAAGACAAAAUACAAUUUCAAAUAUCUAUGAAUACACAUUCGCAACAGUAAAUAGUUCGUCCAAUUUGUAGAUUUCACGAUCAAAGUCGCACGUUUCUUUAAUAAUUUAUACAUAUCUAUCAACCUUCUAUUAAUCUUAAGUAAAAUAUUAAAGCAACUGUGCACCAGAUAAUCAUUUUGAAAAAAAAGAAAAUUGUCGAAAACUGUCAUAAACUUGGUAUUAAUGUGUACAAUGCAUUGAAACUUACUAACUGAAGUACCACAUAGUUUACAAUUUAUUUCAGUUUAGCAGUUAUUUCGUAUUUUUCCAUUAAAAAAGAUUACUGGGUAUGUCUACCUAGUCGAAUUAAUUCCUUAUGCGUGAUUGGCUAGUCGGUGUUAACACGUGAUAUUACCGAGUUAGGUCUAUAGCUUAUUUAGUCUAUUCUGUUAAAUAACUGUCUUGAGAUUCGUUACAGAAAAAAAACUUUUUUUGGUGCCAAUCUGGUGUACAGUCCCUUUAAACGUUAGUGGGAUUCGAACCCACAUUUUGGAUCUAAAAGAAUCCGAUGUCACCGCAACAUUAACCAAGUAGUGGACCACGGUAAUAUACCAUUAAUGAAUGUACUGUUCAACCGAUUCACUAAUAAAGCAUCAUUAUGAGUAAAGGUAUUACGUGUUGUCAGUAAUGCAAAUCAGGUACUCUUAAUUUUGAUUAUCUUUUAUUUCACUUUGCAGCACAGCAACUCAUAUUCGUAUUUGUUUUAAGCAUUUGGUCAGUUCAUGAAAUGUUCCUGUUAGUGAUACAGACGAAGGGUGUAAAUUUUAUAUUAAUAUAUUUUGUCAUACAAGGGCUCCAUGGUUCUGCUCUGUAUGUCGACAUUUUUCAUUGCAAAACUCAUUUCUCUGAAACAUUACCUCUGAGUACUAGUAACAUUUAACAUUGCAAAUUUGUUUACUUAUAUUUUCCAAAUUGUAAUUAUGUUUAACUGUUAAGUACUACACUUUCACUUCAUUGUUAUUUGUUUGUCACUAAUAUUUUGUGCUAUAAGAUGGAAAUAAAUACGAAAAUGCA
Molecule: messenger RNA, 3003 nt
Organism: Mya arenaria
Lineage: Eukaryota; Metazoa; Mollusca; Bivalvia; Myida; Myidae
Product: hemicentin-1-like
Exons: 9
Coding region: 574-1443 (289 amino acids)
Biological process (GO): synapse organization
Cellular component (GO): neuron projection membrane
Source: RefSeq, a predicted model, not a curated record